Messenger RNA from Magallana angulata, 642 nucleotides. RefSeq lists its product as uncharacterized. The record is from RefSeq and is a predicted model, not a curated record. The transcript is spliced from 2 exons. Bases 1 to 642 code for a protein of 213 amino acids. NCBI's taxonomy places the organism in Eukaryota, Metazoa, Mollusca, Bivalvia, Ostreida, Ostreidae.
AUGGGAAAUCCUAUGCGGGAACUAAUGCUUAUGAUAGUUCUGUUGCUUUCAAUUCUUCAAAAAGUGAUCACACAAGUAACAUUAAUAGAUCCCCCAGGAAGAUCUACAUUAUGGCGCCAAGGAUUCAACUCUGCAGUAAAUCACCAUGACGACCAAUUAUUUUGUGGGGGAUACAGGAAUUUUGUGAGAAAUGGCGGUAAAUGUGGUGUCUGCGGAGAUCCGUACCAAGGCCCGCUUGAAAACGAGGCUGGAGGUAAAUACGCUAUCGGCAUCAUCUCAAAACAUUAUGACGGCACUGCUAAAUAUAUAAACGUCACUAUUGAACAAACAGUGUUCAAGAAAGGAUAUUAUGAAUUCCGUAUUUGUCCUAACAAUGAUGUGAAUAACCGAGUGAAACAGGAAUGCUUGGACCAAUAUUUACUCCAGAUCUAUUCUAUGGAAUACUUUCCCUUUGACGAUGGAAAACCUACCGACAGUUUCUCAUUAAUUCCCGGGAAUACCCAGUAUUUUCCGGAAGGUCGAGGAAUACACAACCUGAGACUUGGGAUUCCAGAUAAAUUGACCUGUACUCAGUGUGUGUUGCAAUGGAAAUACAUAACAGGUAAGGGUCAAGGUCAAGGUCAAAACAGUAAAGGUAAGUAA